AUGGACUACAACAGUGUUCACGACCACAAGAACCAGUCACAUACAGACCCUUCACAGACCCUGUCGUAUGGUAGCAACGGUGAUGUGAACCACUACGACUAUCACACCCUGCCCUACCACACUGCCUCUACCACAAUUACCACAACCACCACAGCUACCAGAUUCUGGAUCCUCACCGUCUUUUCUGUCCUGUCUUGGGUGCAGGGGGUACAGUGGAACACAUGGGGCCCCAUCAGUGAGAGUAUGGGGGCGGCGUUCCCUGGAUGGGGGUCAUCAACAGUGGCCAUGAUGGCCAACUGGGGAACCAUAAUGUUUGUGGUGUUCGUGUUUCCCAUGUGCUGGGCCACUCAACGCUAUGGCCUGCGCAAGGUGGUGUUAGCUAGCACUGCGCUCAUCUUCCUUGGAACAGCCAUACGCUGUGUCACUACAGCCGGUCCAGUCUUCACUAUCUUGUCAUCUUCUCGCUUUCUUUUUGACAAUGUCACCUUCCUGUUUCCUCCCUGUGAACCAACUAUUGGUCAUCGCCUCUUCUUGUUCCCUGAGAAGAACAUAGCUAAAGGAAGAUAUACCUUUCAGUUAUGGAAAGAAAAGAAGAGCGAAGAGUGCCGCCAGUUUCGUGAAGACUGGGGCGACGACGCAAUGUGGGUGGGUCAGAUCUCUGUGGUGUUAUCCAGCCUGUCUCCCGUGGCGUCAGGGCGCUUCAAUGACCUGGUUAAGGGUCACGUCAGGUCCACGUUGAUUCUGCUCAUGUUGGCCACCACCAUCUGUUGCUACUGGUUCCUCUUGCUGUCUUAUGGCGUACUUGCACCCUCUAAGUGGCAGGUGUAUGUGUCCGUGGUGGGGGGCACAGCCUUCAACUACGCCACCUACCCACUACUGUACGAGGUAGGGGUGGACCUGGCCUACCCAGCCCCUGAGAUCCUGGUGUCUGGGGCCCUCACAGCCGCUUUAGAACCUAAUGUCUACACUCUUCCUUCUGGUCUUCUUCCCCCAGACGCUGGUAAGAACUUUCUCUCUCUCUUGGUGUUGCUUUUCUUAGUCAAAACUGGUGUUUUGUUAGUUGAUGAUGAGGUUGAUGAUGAGGAUAAUGAUGAGGUUGAUGAUAUUGAUGAAAAUGAUGAUGAUGAUGAUGGUAAUGAUGAUGACGUCUAUGGUAAUGAUGAUGUUUGUGACGAUAAUGAUGAUAACGUUGUUGAUAAUAAUGAAAAUGUUGAUAAUAAUGAUGAAAAUGAUGAUAGGGGUGAUUUUUAG
This is a messenger RNA of Cherax quadricarinatus, 1251 nucleotides long. NCBI's taxonomy places the organism in Eukaryota, Metazoa, Arthropoda, Malacostraca, Decapoda, Parastacidae. The record is from RefSeq and is a predicted model, not a curated record.